AUGUCUGGCUGUGUAAUUUGCAAAAAUCCUCUCGAGGUAGAAGUCGAGCGCGACGAGGAUGAAGAGUACGAAGGCGGAGCAUCUUCGUCGGGCAAAGCACCUGCGCCCGCCCCAGAAACUGUCCCAGAUGAUGUCCAAUUGUCCUGCGGAUGUCACUUCCACUGGGACUGCCUUCUCUCAGCUUACGAAAUAACCUCCUGCCCCAACUGCUCAAAAGAAAUUUCCGUCACCGAAGACAACACGCAAAAAGUCUUUUGCAGACUCAACAACGAAGGUGGAGUCCAAGAAAACCUCGAUAUCCUACCUUUACUCGUAGAAGAAUCCUACCUCAAAGCGUACCCCGAAGAUCGCAAGGCCCGCGCAUUCCUCGAGUUCUGUCGUGCGGGUGACUACAAGGCUAUCAUCGAGCUGCUGCUGGACGAUAGUUCGGACGACGACGAUGAGGACGAGCAAGGAGAUGUUUCUAUGAGCGCCACAGAUGACCCUGAGAAGGAAACGGGCAUCGACCGGGUACUGAGGUAUCAAGAUCCAAUUGGUGAUAUGCAGUCUGGUCUACAUGCGGCGGUACAUGCACAGAGUAGAGAGGUAGCUUGGUUGCUCCUCCUGCUCGCAAGUAACUAUCCUCUGCUAGAAUUCCCACCAGAGGUCUUCCAGGAAGCAGAGGCCAUGGGUAUCAUGCGGGGUUUGACGGAGGACAAGGUCGAUAUCAGGAGCCUGAAGGAUGCACAGGGUCGGACUGCAGAGGAUAUCGCGAAGGAGAUUGGUGGAGUGUGGCAUGGAUGGACUGGAAACAACCGCUUGGCCAUUUGA
Messenger RNA from Bipolaris zeicola 26-R-13, 810 nucleotides. RefSeq lists its product as uncharacterized. The transcript is spliced from 2 exons. The coding region runs from base 1 to 810 and encodes 269 amino acids. The record is from RefSeq and is a predicted model, not a curated record. NCBI's taxonomy places the organism in Eukaryota, Fungi, Ascomycota, Dothideomycetes, Pleosporales, Pleosporaceae.